Messenger RNA from Helianthus annuus (common sunflower), 420 nucleotides. RefSeq lists its product as uncharacterized. The transcript has a single exon. The record is from RefSeq and is a predicted model, not a curated record. Bases 1 to 420 code for a protein of 139 amino acids. Lineage: Eukaryota; Viridiplantae; Streptophyta; Magnoliopsida; Asterales; Asteraceae.
AUGCAAACUUCAUCCAUCAUCCACCCCUUAACACCUCCCGGAGUCCCCUUUUCCGGCAGACAGCUCCGUCAACCCAAAAGCCAGGUAACAACGGCAUUCAAGAAAGAUGGCUCAAGUGGGAAGAUGGUGGAUGACAACAUGAUCGUUUUGAGAGAAAGGAUUCGGAAGAUGAAGAUUGAUGAUGGCGAUAAGGUUCGGUUGCCCGAUAAUUGGAUGCAGUGGGAGAAGACUUACACUUAUAGCGGUGGAUACCAUUCGGAUGUUUAUGAAGCCAUCGCGGUUUUACAGCGGUUUUUGAUGGAGACCAGGCCGAGCGUGGCGUUGGGGCUGGUGGUGAUUGUUGCAUUUGGCGGUUGCGUGUCGGCUGUGACGGUUCUACAGUGGUUGAUAAACUCGAUAAACUCGGUUCCGGGAUAUUAA